This is a messenger RNA of Brienomyrus brachyistius, 2550 nucleotides long. RefSeq names its product thioredoxin interacting protein b (gene txnipb). Gene Ontology annotation, cellular component: cytoplasm. The record is from RefSeq and is a predicted model, not a curated record. Lineage: Eukaryota; Metazoa; Chordata; Actinopteri; Osteoglossiformes; Mormyridae. Gene Ontology annotation, biological process: protein transport. The transcript has 6 exons. Gene Ontology annotation, molecular function: ubiquitin protein ligase binding. The coding region runs from base 253 to 1446 and encodes 397 amino acids.
GCGAUGGUUCCCUGGAAGAUCCUGAGCAUAUAUAAACCGCUGGUGUUUACAGCGUUCAAAGCGAAUUCACACGUAGCAGUGGGAUAGCAUCUAAAAACACGCUGUUUUGUUUCAUUAUCACUGGAGAAAUCAAAACGAAGUCCCCAGAACGCCAUUCAAAUGCAGUAGAGUAUCCGGCAUCAAUUACCUAGAACUAAAGUUCGUGAAUAUUCUCCUCUUUUUAGAUUCGCAUACAUUUCACUGAAGGCAAUUAUGGUUGUCAUGACAAAGAAAGUGAAGACAUUCGAGAUCGUUUUCAGCGACGCUAGCAAGUCCUGCUAUUCGAGCGGGGACAAAGUGGCUGGGAGGAUCGUGGUGGAGGUGUGCGAGGUGACCAAAGUCUCGGCAGUCAGAGUCCUCGGCAUCGGAUGUGCUAAAGUGGACUAUAGCAAAGGAAAACAACGCUGCCGGGAAGCAGUCGACUACCUCAAAUACGAAGAAGCCCUCUACCUGGACGGCCAGCCUAGAGAUACAGACGGAUCCGUUACUCUCAGACCAGGAAACAAAUAUGAAUACAUGUUUGGAUUUGAGCUUCCUCAGCAGGGGAGUUUGGUCUCAUCCUACAAAGGGAAAUUUGGUUCCGUUCAGUAUUACGUGAAGGCCGUGAUGGAGAGACCAUCCCAGACUUCCCUGGAGUGUAAAAAAGAAUUUGAGGUUGAAGAGCCCUUGGAUAUUAACACACAUGACCUCCUGUCUCCCAUAGGUGGCAUGAAAGAAAAGAAGGUGACCUGCAUGUUCAUUCCAGAUGGACAGGUUGCCCUUCAGGCCAAGAUAGACCGCAGAGGCUUCUGCGAGGGCGAAUACAUCAACGUCAACGCCAAGUUUGAGAACACGUGCUCACGCAUUGUGAUCCCCAAGGCCGCCAUCAUCGCCAAGCACAUGUACCAGGCCAACGGGCGCACCAAGGUCUGGCGGCAGAAGCUAUCCUCCGUGAGGGGGAACCACAUCAUCUCUGGCAUGUGUGAUGCCUGGGAAGGAAAGAGCAUCCGCGUGCCCAAGAUCAUGCCCUCCAUCCUGGGCUGCGACAUCAUCCGAGUGGAGUACACCCUCAUGAUCUAUGUCCACAUCCCCGGCAGUGACAAGCUGUCCCUUGAGUUACCUCUGGUCAUCGGGACCAUCCCUUACAGUGGCUUCAGCAGCCGUUGCAGCAGCAUGAGCAGCCAGGAGGCCAGUAUUCACUCCAAAAGCUGGGGGUCAACCACCAUGUCCUCCCUGCCUCCCAGCUACAGUGACAUCAUCCGUGACGAGUCGCUUGACACGCCCCUCGUCCCCCUGUUGGACGACUACGACGGCAGCGACAGUCCUAUCUUCAUUCACGCCCCGCGGGUCCACUUAGCCCCUCCACCCGCUUACUCCGAGAUUGUUGAGGAACGUCCCACCAGUGGCUGUCUGCUGCAGGUUUGCUGAACUGCUGCAUUCUUCUGGAACUCCAGCAGUAGUCCGGCAUGUUUGGGCACAAGAGUGGGGGCAUUGUGCUGAUGGUUCGAUUCGCCCCCGAUGGACAGAGGAGGAAGCUGGUAUACCGGACUGGUCGUGGGAUGACCAUGUCUGUGACCGUCCUGUAAAGGCCGUGGAUAGAACACUGCAUUUAUAUGAAGUAUUCGUAGGCUUUAACAGUUCUGUUUGUGGAGACAGAGUUGGCAUACAUAUAUUUUUUUGUUAGCAAAAGCUGCAAUGUAAGAUUUUUCUGUAGACCAUAAGCAAUUUUUUGCCAUAUUGAUACCUCAAGGUUUAUUUUCAUGCAGAACAGUGUUUCAUUUUUAAAAAUAUCUUCUCAAAGCUUGAAGCCAGUAACCUUGCCUUCUCUGUCUUGCCCGUCCGUGUUAACGCCCACCGAGUCAUUCCAUGUGAAUCUUGCAUUAUAACAGGAUUCAGGGUUUUGUUAAAACCGCUUAAGAAAGCAAGCAGUAAAAACAUAUUAUGAAAAUGUAACGUUUUUGUUAAUGUAUUGCAUGUUGAUUAUUGUGUUUUGUUUUGUUUUGUUUAGACAGCACAAUGCAUCUUUGGUUUAAACUUGUGUGUAUAAGUUAUUGUGAAUUUAAAAAAAAAAAAAGCACUUUCUUAUCUGUCAUGCUGUGGAAGGACAUUUCUAGUCUUCCAAAGAUUUGGACUGAUUUGGAAAGAUAUGUUACAUGAUGUUACAGUUGUAAAUCCAGUAACUAUAGAACAAAAAUGACUAACAUGCUGUUUAUUUACAUCAGAAAGGGAAGAAUGCCAGUCUAAAUUGCUUACAAUGAAAGUAGCUGCCUUGAGAUGAUUGUAUUUGGCAUCUAUGAAUGUAGGAUGAGGGGUGUAUAUUUGAUAUUUGUGUUCCAUGGGCUUUUUGCAGAGACCAUUUCAGUUUUGGGACAAACAUAGAAGACAUUGCUGUUUUUUCAUGUUUGGGCAAAUUAAUGAUACUGGCACGUAAUUUUUUAUUUUAUAAAUAAAAUACAAAAUGUUAUUUUUGUAUGAAACCCCAUGGGUUGAUUUUUCUAUACAUGAUAAUAAAUAAACUUUUUUUUUUCUGUA